Messenger RNA from Eriocheir sinensis (Chinese mitten crab), 3552 nucleotides. RefSeq names its product regulator of telomere elongation helicase 1 homolog (gene Rtel1). Gene Ontology annotation, biological process: regulation of double-strand break repair via homologous recombination; DNA replication; negative regulation of DNA recombination. Gene Ontology annotation, molecular function: DNA helicase activity; DNA polymerase binding; ATP binding. The record is from RefSeq and is a predicted model, not a curated record. The coding region runs from base 184 to 3357 and encodes 1057 amino acids. Lineage: Eukaryota; Metazoa; Arthropoda; Malacostraca; Decapoda; Varunidae. The transcript has 20 exons. Gene Ontology annotation, cellular component: nucleus.
ACGAAUAUUUAAAGACUAUUACACAUCGCACUCUAUAUAAGAAGACUCACCAUACAUAAUUAACCUCCUAUAGCCCUUUAAAUAGCUCCAGAAAAGCAAUUACAGGGGCAGAAGGGUAAUUAGCAUUCUAUCUUUCAGCCACUCCUCUCGACUCUUCGUAGGAGCAGGUCUUGCUGGUUAGCCAUGACCAGCACCACGCUUCAUGGGGUGGAUGUGAGGUUCCCCUUUGAGCCAUAUGAGGUCCAGAAGGCCUACAUGGAAAAAGUCAUUGAGUGUCUUCAGAAUGGAGUCAAUGGCAUCUUGGAGUCUCCGACGGGCACUGGCAAAACACUGUGCCUGCUGUGCUCUUCCCUGGCAUGGCUGGAGACGGCCAAGGCCAAGUAUGCCGCCAUGAGGCAAGGCGCUGCUGAGACCGCCCCCGCCCUCAACAUGCAGCUGGCAGGGGCCACGGGUUCCUCAUGGACGGGGGACAGGCUAGCACCUCCAAAGAUCAUUUACUCAUCACGCACACACUCCCAGCUCAGCCAGGCCAUCAGUGAAUUCAAGAGAACAAAAUAUAAGUACAUGAAGAUGGCUGUGAUUGGCUCGCGGGACCAAAUGUGUGUGCACCCAGAGGUCAGCAAGGAGACCAACAACAACACCAAGGUCCAGAUGUGCCAGAUAAAGGUCAAGUCCAAGCACUGCCACUACUACAACCAGGUUGAUGCGAAGAAGGAUGACCCAGAGCUGAGGAAAGACGUUCUUGACAUAGAGGACCUGGUGGCCAUGGGGAAGAAGAGGUCGUUCUGUCCCUACUACAUGACCAAGGAGCUUAAGAGAGACGCCGACAUCAUUUUCAUGCCCUACAACUAUCUCCUUGACCCCAAGACGCGCAAGGCCAAUGGGGUGGAGCUGGCGGGCAACAUCGUGAUCUUUGACGAGGCUCACAAUGUUGAGAAGAUGUGUGAGGAAGCCGCGUCACAACAGUUUGGCUCAACAGACCUGGCACUCUGCAUAGAUGAAGUGACGCAGGUCAUGAAGAAGAAUCAUGAGAAUGCAGAAUCUGAAUACGUCGCUGCAAACUCCAGCCAGGGCAUGGCAGACGACUUCUCCCCCGAUGACCUCUACACCUUGAAAGCUCUUUUCCUGGAACUUGAAAAGGCUAUUGACACCAUCACUGUGCCUGCUGGUGGCACUGGAGCAAUGUUUCCCGGCAGCUACAUGUUUGAGCUCCUGGGGAAGGCAGACAUCACUCCCACCAAGAAAAGUGUCAUCAUUGAACUUCUUGAUAAAUUGAUUCAGUUCCUGACGGUCAACAGCUCCUCGCCAUACCAGAGGAAGGGCGUGGGUCUGCAGAAGUUCCUGGACCUCAUCAACACAGUGUUCAGCAGAGACUUCUACUCGCCCGAACAGAUGGAACUAGUGAAGAGGAGCUACAAGGUUUAUGUGAGUAUAGAGGAGCCCAAGAAGAAGAUGGGUGGCCUGAAGGAUGGCUGGAACACCCCAAACACCAACACCCUCUCCUCCAAGACCGGCCGGCUCAUCUCCUACUGGUGCUUUCAUCCGGGCUUUGGGAUGCAGUACUUGGUCGAGGAAGGCUCCAAGUGUGUCAUCCUCACCAGCGGCACACUCAGUCCUCUCAGCUCCUUCGCCUCAGAGCUUCAGGUGCCAUUCCCAGUCCAGCUUGAAAACCCACACAUCAUCAAGAAGAACCAGGUGUGGGUGGGAGCCAUCUGCAACGGGCCGGACGGGUUCAGCCUCAAUUCCUCCUUCAAAAACAGAUCUGACCCCCGGUACAAAAGAUCGCUGGGCCAGACAAUCCUCAACCUGUCACGAGUCAUCCCGGACGGCCUCCUGGUCUUCUUCCCUUCCUACACCGUCAUGAGGGACUGCCAGGAGGAGUGGCAGAACUCGGGGGUGUGGAGCAAACUGUCGGAGAGGAAGCCCAUAUUUGUGGAGCCCAAGAUCAAGGACGAGUUCCUGACAGCAAUGCAGGAAUAUUACGAGAGAAUCAAAGAUCCAGCCUUCAGCGGGGCCUGUUUCAUGGCCGUGUGCCGAGGGAAGGUCUCGGAAGGACUGGACUUCGCAGACCGCAAUGGCCGGGCUGUAAUAAUAACAGGGCUGCCGUACCCUCCCCUCAAGGACCCCAGGGUGAUGCUCAAGCAGAAGUACCUGGAUGAGGCUCGCUUGAGACGUAAACAUGGACUGACUGGCCAGACGUGGUACAGCUUGGAGGCGUCACGGGCAGUCAACCAAGCCGUGGGCCGAGUCAUCCGCCACAAGGACGAUUAUGGAGCCGUCAUUCUCUGCGACAGCCGGUUUGCCGAGAACCAUUUCAAGACCCAGCUGUCAGCGUGGAUUCGUCCAUUCAUCAUGAACUACAACAAGUUUGGUCCAGUCAUGAAGGACAUCACACAGUUCUUCAGGCAGGCCCUCACGAUGCUGCCUCAACCCAAGUAUGAUGGCGUGGACAGACCACCUGCUCCAACUAGCCAAUUCAAGGACUCCACUCCAUUUACGUCUGACCCUGCUGGUGCUCAAGGCCUUCAAGCAGUGGACUCCCGACCCGCCACCUCCAGGAGCAUGUCAAAGAGACCCAGCGAAUCUCAGGAUACCGAAGACAACAGCUCAGAAUACAAGUCAUACCUGAAGUACCCCAAAGAAGACCCUGCCAAAAGUGCCGCCAAGAGCGACAAAUCAUUAUUCUCGCUCCUGGAUCAUCAAGUGGAGGCCAAGGUUUCAGAAUUCAGCUUCUCCGCCCCUCCACCUGUACCUGACUAUCACGAUAUCCAGCAGAACAAGAAAAGACGAAGGAUUAAGAUCAUCCCGAGGGUAGAGUCAGCACCAGUCAGUAAUGGGGAUGCUGAUAAUGCCUCUGAAGAUGUAUUGAAGCCUGAGAAUGCUGCAGAAGGUGUCUCAUCAUGUUCCGGUGAAGCAGAAAGGCUGUGCAGAGAGACAUCAAGCAGUGAAGGAGGUGUCUCAAAGCAUAUCCUGAAGCCUUUGAAUGCUCCUGAAGUUCUCUCGUCAGGUUUCAGGGAAGAGGAUCGAGAGGAGCUGUGUCACCCAAUGGACCCUGAAGACAUUGCCAAGAAAGCUGCUGAUGAUAAAAUAAAUGACAAGAAAAAGAAAAUGAAGGCUAUUGGGGCAUACAUUAUGGAGGUGAAAGCUGUGGUUCCUAGGGAGAAGUAUGUUGUGUUUGCAUCAGCCAUCAAGACUUUCAAGAGCACCAACGAUUUUGAGACACUGAUGACGGUGUUCCCAACCGUCUUCAACAACACUCCACAGCACCAGGCACUCAUUGCAAAGUUUCAGAUUUUCCUGAAGAAGGAGGACAAAAUAAAGUUCCAGGCUUCCCUCGCUGAAAUGGCACAAAGCUGACCAAAGUAAAGUCUAGUCUUUCCAUGGAAGGAAUUUUGCACACUGUGAUACUACUUCAUGGCUGCAUUUUUUAAAGUAUUUUUUAAUUUAAGUUUUAUAGUAAAUGAACUGUGAAGCAAAGUGCAAAAGCUAACACUUGUCUAUCGGUGAGUCUAAAUAAAGAGUUGGAGGGAACACAUUCAGGUUUUAUAACUU